Messenger RNA from Aspergillus homomorphus CBS 101889, 1788 nucleotides. RefSeq names its product mitochondrial 54S ribosomal protein uL5m. The transcript is spliced from 3 exons. NCBI's taxonomy places the organism in Eukaryota, Fungi, Ascomycota, Eurotiomycetes, Eurotiales, Aspergillaceae. Gene Ontology annotation, molecular function: RNA binding; structural constituent of ribosome. The coding region runs from base 346 to 1416 and encodes 356 amino acids. Gene Ontology annotation, cellular component: cytosolic large ribosomal subunit; ribosome. The record is from RefSeq and is a predicted model, not a curated record. Gene Ontology annotation, biological process: translation.
UCUCCGGUGGCCAGUUUCACGGAGGCCUGCGAUAAGCCAGUCAGUCUCGUUCUAGUUCCCUCUGUUCGGUCGGACAGCUUUCUGGUCAGUGGCGGGGAUGACGAGCCGUGAUCACAUGUGGAGCCCGCGCGGGAGAGAGGGGCAGAAAUGCAAGAUGCGCGGCCUGAUCUCCCCGCCAGAUCUCUCAGGCAGUCAGGCAGUCAGGCAGACAGGCAGACAGGAACAGGGUCACAUGAUCGUCCGCUUCUCCCCCGAAAGAGUCGAUGCAUCUCCGGUGCGGGAAACAAUUUUUGGGAGUCCCAGUCUUGACUCGAAUCUCAGCCCACAACAUCCCCAGGAGUUCUCAUGGCUGCUAGCGAGUCCUCCAGAUACCUGGCAAGGUCGCUGCCACGGGCGUUGGCGCCCUCUGCUCGCCCACAUACCUUGUGCUGGCGCCGCGAUGCCUCCGAUCAGGCCUCGUCGAGAUCUCCAUCCGUCAACGACUUGAACGAGCUGGAGACCAUUACUAGCCUUUCCUCCACGACGCCGCCCGCUGAGAUUGUGGAAACCUUCGAUCCCAUUGCCAGAUCUAGAUCUCGCAAGACUCAAUUGCCUCGGAGUCGUUAUCAAUUCCGAUCUCCCAAAUACUACCGUGGUCCGCUCCACCCUCACCAGCCUCCUCCUCCCACCGACCCUUCUUCCCGACUUUUCGUCCCGGGCCCAUUCUCCCUUCCCCGAGUAGAGCAGACCUGGCAAUCGACCGUCGCAUCGGACAUCCUCAGCCUGCUCUAUGUCCACAACCCCCCGGGCUUCAAGCCGCCGGUCAAGGCGCCCCGUCUCCGCAGCUGGGACGACAGCUCCCCCUACCACAAGAACCGACCGCUUCGUGGUCCGCGCGGUGGUGACGUGCUCCGCCUCCUCCGCAAACCCAUCGACUUCAACAACGUCCCCAAGCUCGAGCGCAUCACCAUUCACAGCUACGUCAACAUGGCGACGGAGAGCUCGUCCUGGAUCCACACGGCCGGUAUCGCCGUGCAGGCCAUCUCCAACGUGCGCGUGCAGACCUACAAGUCCAAGGCCAGUGUCGUGAAAUGGGGCAUCGCCCCCGGCCGCGACACCGUGGCCUGCAAGGCGGAGCUGAGCGGCGAGAACAUGCUGCACUUCUUCGGCAAGCUGGUCGAUAUCGUCAUGCCCCGUAUCAAGGAUUGGCGGGGUAUCAAGGGUAGCAGUGGUGACAGCAGCGGAAACAUCACCUUCGGUCUUGACCCCGAGGCUGUCGCUCUGUUCCCGGAGAUCGAGGUCAACUAUGACAUGUACCCCCCCAAGAUGAUCCCCGGUUGCCACAUCACCCUCCACACUACCGCCAGAACCGACAAGGAUGCCCGUCUCCUGCUUAGCGCCAUGGGAAUCCCCUUCUACGGCAAGAUCAAUCACUAAAUCAUGGACGUUGCUCGCCAUUUCCCAAAGUAGAUACCGCUGCGCAACCAGUUUGCUCAAUGAUUGCACGGCGAGGUGACUCUUUUCCUUGCAGAUUCUUGCCAUAGGGUCAUUUCUCCCAAGAGUGAAAUUCUUUGUUUGGUCUUCUCUUGUUAUUCUGGAUAUUUUUGGCUGGACAUUGAAACGUGUAACAUGGAGGGUAUGUCUCUGGUGCUGUUAGAUCUUAUGUAAAAUACGCCUUCUGCUUUCUUGAUUCUGUGUGCAUUCUCCCUUUUACAAGCCGUUCUACUGAUUGUGAGACAUAAAGUAUGAAAAUAUUUUCUUUUCCAUUUCGGUAUCGCUGUGCAGGGUGUCUUCUCCUAUACCAACCGC